AUGUUCAAUUACUAUAUUUAUCUUUUAUUGUCUUUGUUUAUUAUUUGUUGGUUUUUCUUGUUUCUUAUUAGGAUAUAUUUGAUUUACUACAUUUUGUUUAUUCUAUUUUCAUUUUAUCAAGUAUUUUCUGUUUUGAUAUCUUUAGAAUCUAUUAUAUUUCUUAUUUGUACUUUAUUUUUGUGUCUUGUGUUAUUAUUAUUAUUUCAUGUUUUGAUACAAUUUGUUCAUCAAAUCCUUUAUUUCUUUAUAUUUCUUUUGUUAUGCUCCAGUCAAUUCUGCAUAUUUUUAUAUGGUUUAAGUAUCAAUAAAAUGAAUGUAAAUGGUAGUAUUUCAUAA
This is a messenger RNA of Entamoeba histolytica HM-1:IMSS, 336 nucleotides long. RefSeq lists its product as uncharacterized. Lineage: Eukaryota; Evosea; Mastigamoebida; Endamoebidae. The record is from RefSeq and is a predicted model, not a curated record. The transcript has a single exon. The coding region runs from base 1 to 336 and encodes 111 amino acids.